CAGAAGGGAGAAAAAUAGGAUUAGUUUUGUAAAUUUAGGUGAUGAUGGGGCAGAAUUCAAAAGUUUUGAAUUUCAAUUUUAUCCCUUUGUCUCUAGUAGAAAAAAAAAGGUAUUUUUUUACAAAAUUCCUAAAAAGAUCCACAAAACAAGAGAAGAAUGGAUUCGAGAAAGAAGACGGGAAGAGGCAACGACGACGAACAGGAACAAAUCGAGCAAUUGUUACAAGCAGCUCAAGACGAUCUUAUCCUCAAAUUGACCCUCGAUUCUCACAUGUCUCGUGUUUCCCCAAACUAUCUCCAUUCCGAUCUCGAUCGCCGUUUCCAAGCCCUAAGAUCGCGUCCUUCCUCCACCGCCGCCGCCGUUCCCCGCAAUCCUCGCUCUUCUCACCCGCAUAUUCAGUCCGAUUCCUCGUCCCGACCCCCGCCGCCGAUUGAAAAUCUCGUCGUCGAUGGCGAAUCUCAGUCGAUUCUCGGCGACGAUCUUGCUGCUAGAUUCGCUGCUCUGAAGGCGUCUUUGCCUUCCUCGACUACUCCGCCUUCAUCCUCGAUACCUAAUGAUGUUGAUAGCGCGGACGAAGAGGAUGAGGUUGAGAAGCUGAUUCAGUGGGCUAAGGAUGCCGCUCGACUCGAUCCUUCGCCUCCAUCUGAGGAAGACGAUGAAGAAGAGGAGUUCAUCAGUUCCGAUGAAGAUGUCAACGAUCGGAUAAAAGAGCGUCGGAAAAAGAAGGCCGGAUGAGCGUCGAUUGAAACUGCUGUCUGUUCGUGCAGCAUUAUUCGAUUCACUGAUUUUGUGGCAUUUUAGAAACUGGAGAUUCGCACAUUGGAUAGAUACAAUCCGGAUUUUGGUUGAACUAGAUCGUGAUAACGGAAGCCUCUCCGGCGCGGCGUCUCAAAUUACAAGUUGAAGUACGUAGUCUGUUCUUCACUCAAUCAAUUUAGUAUUGUUUGAUACAAUAAUGAAUUAAGUUUUAUUUGAAAUGAAAAAGAAAAUUGAAAUAUUUAUUUUA
Messenger RNA from Cucumis melo (muskmelon), 1006 nucleotides. RefSeq lists its product as uncharacterized. The transcript has a single exon. The record is from RefSeq and is a predicted model, not a curated record. NCBI's taxonomy places the organism in Eukaryota, Viridiplantae, Streptophyta, Magnoliopsida, Cucurbitales, Cucurbitaceae. Bases 157 to 735 code for a protein of 192 amino acids.